AUGGCAAUGCAUCCACCACAGUCCACGACGCCGCCGUUCGAUACACCUAUCAAAAGACCUGGCAGAGCCUUGAUAGCUUGCACGCAUUGUCGGAAACGCAAGAUCAAGUGUGUACCAGUGUCGAGUGAAGACCCCGACAGGUCACACAACAGCCCUUGCGAACGGUGCACGAAAAAACAUUUGAAAUGCGAAUACGUCCCUGUGGACGGGUCGACCCCAGCGAUGUCGUCUUCCCCUCCAGCCACAGCUCCUCCCAUCCACUGGUCCAAUGAUCCUUCCACUCCCGAAAACCGCUCAAACAGAGUGCCUGUAUAUCCCCCAUCUAAUACGGUCUGCCAUAUCCGCGACGCCGUACCGUCGCAUUAUAUAUCCUCUGAUACCUACAAUCAUACAGGAGACCAUUUAUGCUAUGGUCAUCCUUCCCACUACCAAUCCAGAGACACAGAUAGAGGUAUGGGAAUGCUCGCGUCCGACUCUUGGUCGCGGCGGGAAAACCCAGGCUUUUACACAGGCGAGAUGGAUGUCUACACGAAUCCUGGCGCGUCUGCGUACAACCAGGGUCAGGCGUCUCUUCUAUUCACGUCUACCGUUGAACCCAGGUGGUCGUCUGGUCUUAAUGGACACGGUAACCCGUAUGUGGCCGAACCAUAUCGGAGGUAG
This is a messenger RNA of Guyanagaster necrorhizus, 660 nucleotides long. RefSeq lists its product as uncharacterized. The record is from RefSeq and is a predicted model, not a curated record. The coding region runs from base 1 to 660 and encodes 219 amino acids. Lineage: Eukaryota; Fungi; Basidiomycota; Agaricomycetes; Agaricales; Physalacriaceae. Gene Ontology annotation, molecular function: zinc ion binding; DNA-binding transcription factor activity, RNA polymerase II-specific. Gene Ontology annotation, biological process: regulation of DNA-templated transcription. The transcript is spliced from 2 exons.